Molecule: messenger RNA, 209 nt
Organism: Nipponia nippon (crested ibis)
Lineage: Eukaryota; Metazoa; Chordata; Aves; Pelecaniformes; Threskiornithidae
Source: RefSeq, a predicted model, not a curated record
CCGCCCCCGGCGCCGGCGGGCUCCCUCUCGUGGAAGAGGUGCGCCGGCUGCGGGGGGAAGAUCGCCGACCGCUUCCUGCUCUACGCCAUGGACAGCUACUGGCACAGCCGCUGCCUCAAGUGCUCCUGCUGCCAGGCCCAGCUGGGGGACAUCGGCACCUCCUGCUACACCAAGAGCGGCAUGAUCCUCUGCAGAAACGACUACAUCAG